Messenger RNA from Solanum lycopersicum (tomato), 2250 nucleotides. RefSeq lists its product as uncharacterized. Gene Ontology annotation, molecular function: protein binding; RNA binding. Gene Ontology annotation, cellular component: catalytic step 2 spliceosome. The record is from RefSeq and is a predicted model, not a curated record. Gene Ontology annotation, biological process: mRNA splicing, via spliceosome. Lineage: Eukaryota; Viridiplantae; Streptophyta; Magnoliopsida; Solanales; Solanaceae.
AAAGUAAUAAUAUUGUUUUUAUAAAAUUGAUCCCACGUAAUUUUCCUUUUUGGAAAUCCUAUACGAAAAGGAAUAGUAAACCUAAUCAAAUUAGGAAGUAACGCGCACACAACUUUAAAACCUAAUCAAAUUAGGAAGUAACGCGCACACAACUAUAAAAAGGACUCAACAACUCUCACUUUUUCUUCUUUGUCAAUCUCUCUUCUUCUUUUCUUUUUUUUUUCUUCUCUUGUUGUGGCAAUGGAAGAAAGCCUAGAGUACCAAAAGAAGAGUUGGAUUGCUUUAAAAAAGAGCAUAAAUGGGCUGCUCAAUAAAAUCAAUAAAGCGAACAUAAAACACAUCAUUCCUGAAUUGUUUGAAGAAAAUUUGAUUCGUGGUAGGGGCUUGUUUUGCAGAUCAAUUAUGAAAUCACAAUUGAAUUCUGUUAUUUUCACAGAUGUUUUUGCAGCAUUGAUAGCCGUUGUUAACACAAAAUUCCCACAAAUUGGUGAACUUUUGUGUAAGAGGAUCAUUCUGCAAUUGCGGAGAGCUUAUAACAAUAAUAAUAAACCUCAGAUGUUAGCAUCGGUUAAAUUUAUUGGUCAUCUUGUCAAUCAGCAAGUUGUUCAUGAACUUGUAGCUUUGGAAUUAGUUACUCUUUUACUUGAGAAACCUACUGAUGAUAGUGUUGAUGUUGCUGUUGGUUUCGUUAAGGAAUGUGGUUCGAUGCUUCAGGAUCUGUGUCCCUUAGGGUUGCACGCUAUUUUUGAGAGAUUCAGAGGAAUACUUCAUGAAGGAGAAAUAGAUAAAAGGGUUCAGUUCUUAAUUGAAGAACUUUUUGCAUUGCGGAAACAGAAGUUUCAGCCAGCUGUUCCUCCAGAACUUGACCUUGUUGAGGAGGAAGAUCGAUUAACACAUGAAAUCUCUCUCGGAGACAUGGUGGACGAGCAAAUUGAAUUGGAUGUUUUCAAGCCCGAUCCUAAUUUUGUUGAAAAUGAAAAUAAGUAUGAACAACUACAGAAUAGGAUUCUAGGUGGGAGUGAUGAGGACGAAGAAUCUGAUCUUCUAGUUGGUGGUGAUCAGGACGAGGAUGAAUCUGAGGACGAGGACGAGCACGAAAUGAAAAUUGAAGAUGAGACAGAGACAAACUUGAUCAAUCUUCGGAGGACGAUUUACUUAACGAUUAUGUCAAGUGGUGGGUUUGAAGGAGCAGGGCAUAAGCUGUUGAAAAUCAGACUAGAGCCUGGUCAGGAGAUGGAACUAUGCAUAAUGUUAUUGGAGUGCUGCAGUCAGGAGAAGACUUUUCUCCAUUACUAUGCACUUUUGGCGCAGCGGUUAUGCAUGAUCAACAAAGUUCACCAGAAGAAUUUUGAGAAAUUAUUCAUGCAACAAUACUCGAUGAUCCACCAACUUGAAACUAAUAAACUGCGUAAUGUGGCAAAGUUUUUUGCUCAAUUACUAGGCACUGAUGCACUGCCUUGGCAUGUUUUGGCUUAUUUAAGAUUGACAGAAGAGGAUACUACAUCUUCUUCUCGUAUAUUCAUCAAAAUUUUAUUCCAGGAGUUGUCAGGGCACCUUGGCAUCCAUAAGCUGAAUGAGCGUCUUAGUGACCCCUCUAUGCAAGAGUCGUUUGAGUCGAUAUUUCCAAAGGAUAAUCCUAAAAAUGUGAGGUUUGCUAUCAACUUUUUCACAUCCAUUGGUCUAGGUGGGAUAACUGAAAAUCUGCGAGACUAUCUGAAGAACAUGCCAAGGCUCAUCUUGCAGCAAGAGAAACGUGUUUCCAGAGAUGAUGAUCGUCCAAGGAAGAGGAGGAGGAGAAGUUAGCUAGUAAAUUGAUUUUAGUGUUGUGAUUCUUCUUUAACGUGUUCUAAUAUGAGGCAAUUGGAAAAAUCUUUUACUUUUUUGGGUUCUGAGUUUGAUUUUUUCUCUGUUUUGGAGGUUAGAUGCUCUUUGAUUUCUGUCUUUAUGUACAUAUACUGUCAAUGAGAAUGAGUACAGCAAACAUGUAUUGAUCUUUUAGGAAAUCAACAAGUUACAUUGGUCUAGAAGAACUGUACAUCUAUUCCAUGAAAAUCAUUGAUGAUACUGUCAAAAAAUUGAGACAUGAUUAUUUUCAGCAACAAUAUAUGUUGAAUGGUAAUGGACAUCACUUUUUUAUAGCCAUAGCAAAUACAACAAUAGUAUAUCACAAAGAAAAAAACAUAUUUCUCAUUUCCAAGCAGAUGUGAGAUGAAUUAUGUAUUGGCUGCUACAGUUCAUACCUAAGAACAA